AUGAAUGUCGAACUAAAACAAUUAUUUAUGAAUCCUGGACAGCUCGUUGACGUACGUCUGAAAGAGCUUGCAAAUCGAAUGGAAUUUCAAAAAAUGAUGUCCGACCAUUUACUUGAUCAUUUGAAAAAAGAAAGAUUAAAAAAACAAAAAAUGGAGGCUUACGUAAAAAGUAAGUUGAAAGAUUUUGAAAAGAAACAAAAAGAAAUCGACAAACUAAAUGAGUGGAUUAAAAUGGCUGAACAGAAGCUGAUGGAAGCGGAAGAACAAAAGAAUGCUCAAAAUCAAAUGAUUGAUAUGCUUCAACGUGAAUUACAAGCGUCAAAGGAAGCUGACGAGGAAAUUGUGCAUAAUGCGAUAGAUAAUGGUCCAUCAAUGGAGUUCCGAUUUGAGCCAAUGCCGAAAGCUGGUUCUGUGACUGGAGCAAGUUCAGUUUCGAGUUUCAACAUCAGUUCGCCUUUUGUUUCUCCGGCUCCUUCUGAGGCCCAUCUUGAAUCUUUCGAUUCUAUUCCAUUGAUAUCAAGACAAGAUGCUUUAUCAUCGAUGAAAACUCCGUCAAAAUCCAAAAAAGAACCAUCUUCAUUCAGUGCUGCGUUCAAUGAGAUGCUUACACCAUCCAGGGCUUUUGUGAAAACAAUAGUGAGCUCGGAAUAUAAUGAAAGUCGCAGCUCGACAACGACGACGUCACCGCGUAAACGCGAACGUUUCACGGAACGCGAGCAGCGAUUCCCAAGUCCAGUGAGAGCAUUGCGGCGAAAUGCCUCGCAAGCUGGUACGUCCGUCAAAUUCGGUGUGGAAGUCCGCAACGGCUCGGUGAACACACUGGAGCUAACGCGAAAUCUCACAAGACACGAUUCUAUGGCAAGUCCCAGAACAAGACGUGUAUUAAAGGAACUACGGCCGUUGGAUGAAAAUAAUUUUUGUUUUGAAUGCGAAGCCAACAAUCCGCAAUGGGUUUCGGUGACGUAUGGAAUUUGGAUUUGUCUUGAAUGUUCUGGGAUCCAUCGAAGCCUUGGUGUACAUUUAAGUUUUGUUCGAUCGGUUACAAUGGACAAAUGGAAAGAUAUCGAAUUAGCGAAAAUGAAAGCCGGGGGAAAUCGAAAAUUCAAUGAGUUUCUUCAAUCGCAACCUGAUUAUAAAGAAAAUUGGACGAUACAGGAAAAAUAUAAUUCAAGGGCAGCGGCAUUAUUUAGAGAUAAAGUUGCAUGCGAAGCCGAAGGCAAAACGUGGAUUUUGUCUGAAUCUCCCGCACGGAAUUAUGUUCCUCCAACUCUUGGUGGUGGAUCGAAUGCCUCCAGGAAUACAAGUAAGACAAGUGGAAAUUCGUCCCUAGGAUCAUAUUAUGGUGGCAACUCAAGUUAUUCGCAAUCGUUAGGAGAUGGUGCUUAUGGAAAUUCCGAUGGAGGAAGCAAAUAUCAAGGAUUUGGAAAUGAACCAUAUGAUCCCAAUAAGCAAAAUAAUAGCGAUGAUGUUCUUGCGGGAGCAUUAUCAUCGCUUUCGAUGGGUUGGUCAAUGCUUUCAAAGGGAGCGACAACUGCUGCGGCGCUAGCCAAGGAUGUCGGAAUGCAAGCAACUCAAAAAGCUUCACAACUUACUAAUGAUAUGUCCCAGAACAAUUCAUUAUUUGGCGGUGUUGCUUCAAAGGCAACUGAAGUAGGCUCAAAAUCUUGGGACGGAUUGUCGCAGUUUGUAAAAUCCCCUUCACUUCAAGCAUUUUCUGGAAUUCUUGCAAAAACCGGAUACGAAGAUUUUGGAGGAGGUUCAUCAUCCAAGGACGAAUUCAAUGAAUGGCUUCAAUCUGCUAAUUUACCAAAAGGAACAUCAGAAGGCGCCAAUCAUAUUAGCAGUGAAGAGGUUGUCCAGAAAGUGUCAACUGAGAAAAAAGCGAGAAGUCCGAAGCCAAAAGAGACUCUAAAACCUACGGAAAAGGAAAUGCCGUCAAGCUCCACAAUUGCUCAAUUUGAAGCGUCGGUGGAUAAAGUGAAAUCGAGUGCGCCGAAGCCAGCGAAGAAAGUUGAAAAGGUGGAAAAAGGAUGGGACGAUGAUGCCUGGGACAUUCUAAAUCAAUAA
Caenorhabditis bovis is the source of this 2067-nucleotide messenger RNA. The record is from the annotation of a GenBank genome assembly. Lineage: Eukaryota; Metazoa; Nematoda; Chromadorea; Rhabditida; Rhabditidae.